Messenger RNA from Puccinia graminis f. sp. tritici CRL 75-36-700-3, 333 nucleotides. RefSeq lists its product as uncharacterized. Bases 1 to 333 code for a protein of 110 amino acids. The record is from RefSeq and is a predicted model, not a curated record. The transcript has 5 exons. Lineage: Eukaryota; Fungi; Basidiomycota; Pucciniomycetes; Pucciniales; Pucciniaceae.
AUGAUUGCCUGGGCGUUGAUCCUUAUACUGGCCGGAAACAUCCUAGGAGGGGAAUCUUCAAUAGAACUCAGCCAAAUCCGAGACAUAACACAUGCUCCAGAGGCCGUUGAUCAACCGAGCAUAUCUCAACACCACUCCAAUCAAGUCGGGUCGACAAGUCUACCUGAUUUAACACCUUCCAAUGGAGCUGGAACCUUGACUCUUCUUGCCCGGGGGUUUGAGCAGCACGAGUUUGUCGAGAAGGUCCUGAAGAAUUACCGAGAAGCAAUGAAGCAACUCUUACUCAGUUCAAGCAAUAAUUCAACACAUGCGGCUUCAUCCUCGUCUUUAUAA